GCCAGGGCGUCGGGCGUCCGCGAGAUAGCCCGUGCGGGCUUCCACGCAGGGGCCUCGUGGGCGCAGUUGCCGAGGUGCCCCAUCGCGCCCGCGUGCCCUGCCUGCCCUUCCUACCCCGCGUGCUACUGCACUUGCGGGGAGGGGUUCAGCGAGUCGGGGCUGCCCGGCGGGGGCGGCGGCAGAGGCGGGCCGUCCUGGGUGGCCGGCGCGGUCGACGCGCAGUGCGACGCGCUCGCGGGCGCGCUGCGAGAGGCGGCUGAGGGCUGCGUCGGCUGGACGGCCGCGGCGAGCCUGGCGGUCCUCGCGCAGCUCGUGGGCUACGGUUUUGGGCGGCUGGUGACGCAGGUGCAGGACGCUCAAGGACGACCCUGGCACGAGCGGAUCCUGCUCUACCCAGCAACCAGUGAGGCCGCCGAGAGCGGCGGCCGCGGGGCUUGCUGGGUGGUGCUCAGCCCCGGCAUGGACAUGUACGUUGAGGAGUUGGAGGGAGGCUCGUUUGACGACGGCCCCGUGGAGUGGCUCGAGGUGCCUCGGGACCUGCGUCUGCCGGCGGGGUUCGGGCGCGCCUAUCGUUUCGACGCGUCGCCGAGUGACGCCGACAUGCGCGGCCUGUUCCGCAGAGCUUGCGCGGCGGCGCUAGCAGACGCAGAGUCGCGCAGGAUGGCGCUGGAUCCCUCUUCGACGAUCGGGAACUCUCUCGGGCGAGACGUCGCGGUCGAGGAUGCGCCGGGGGCCAACUUCUUCGGCGGGCGCCGCCUGGUGGGCAAGAGGCCGCCCACAGGCGCUGGCGCCGGCGCUGUGGGAGGCGUCGGCGAGCCGUUGGCUCACGCCGGCGAGGCAGCCGAGGGCGCUGGCGGAGGCGCGGCUGCUGUUGGAGGCACGGCGGCCCCCCGCUCGAGUGGGCUGGCAUGGCGGGCGGCGGAGUCGGACGAGCGCAGCCGCAUUGUGGUUGACGACGAGCUCGGAUCCCCCGCGCACGAGCGGCGCGGCAAGGGCCUGUUCCACGCUGGGCCAGGCCGCGGGGUGGUGGUGCACCUGGCGGGGUUGGACCAGGCUUCUCGGCUGGCGCCUCAGGGCCGCAGAGGGGGCGUCGCGGCGCUGGCGGCGAAGAGCGGGGCGCGCGGCCGCGGCAGAGAGUGGCGCGAGGUGGCGGGCGCCUGCGAGGAGAAGCUUUUCGGUGACUUCCCAGUGAGGGGCCCGCGGUCGGCGCGGUGGUGUCUCGACAUCUUGCGGCGCCGCCGCGCGUCGACCGACAGCCACCUCGUGCUCGAGACAACGGCGAGGCCCCAGUCGGAGCAGCGGGGCGUCCAGGAGCACGAGCAGCUCAUGAAAUAUACCGAGUUGGCCGGCACAUGCGGCCAGCUCGACUCGAGCAACUGCGCGCUCGCCGAGGCGGACUCGGCCAGCUCGAAGGACAAGAUGAGCCCUCAGGAGUACUCGGCGUUCAGCGGUUUCAGCGCGGCAGGAGACUUGCUGAUGGUCGCGCCAGCUCGCCUCGAGUUCGCGGAGGGCCAGGUCGAGAAGGACGCAGCCAUCAUGGAGAACAUCAGGAAG
Molecule: messenger RNA, 1554 nt
Organism: Prorocentrum cordatum
Lineage: Eukaryota; Dinophyceae; Prorocentrales; Prorocentraceae
Source: the annotation of a GenBank genome assembly